AUGGAGAAUUUGCUGGUUCUGAUGAAGAGCGUUAUUGAUUCGUGGAUGAGUCCCAGCACCAUGGCCAUAGUAAUGGAUAUGAGCAUUGGCAUUAUGUGUGGAGCUGGGCUCUUUCUGCUGCUAAUCCCGUUCCUGAAGGAGUAUCCAGUGUCACCAGCAUCUGGAAGCAAAAGUGACAUCCCAAAGAAUGUAAAGAGGUGGCAGAAGAAGACCAGGAAGAAAACUGCUGCUGGAAAAGGUUGUAGAGAUGGAGGGAAAGAUCGGGAAGAGACCAAGACUCCUUCACAACUUAAAAAAAGUGUCACCAAGCAACUUGUUCAGGACUUCAUACCACAACCCUUUUGGAGCCCUAAUCAAAAUAUGGAAUACCUUCAACUCUCUCAGCUAUUUUCAUACCUCAAGGUCCUGGAGGAUCUUAUGCAGCACAACUUCAAAAGACUUUUCUGGGGCAUAUCUUCUAUUUUCUCUGAAUCAGUUGUUGCUAGUGCCCAGGUUUUCAGAAGACCUCCCUUGGCAAAACUUAAAUCUGUGAGGUUUACUGAUGCCAGAGGCCCUGCCAAAGCUCCAUCACAGGCUAAAGAAACUCCACAGAGUUCCAGGUACCAGCCAUUACAUCACCAACUUGUGACUCCAAAAUUGAUAGGUGAGAAACAGGUCCAAGAAAAGAAAAUCCUCCCAAGCUCUACCCUAAAACAAACACCUCCUUGCUUCAAGAGUAGGGCUUGUGAAUUGUCCUAUCCUACUGAGAGUAGGAUACAGUCAUCCCUACCAAUUGAAAGCCUAUCCCAAAAACAUGGACUGCAUUCACAAUACACCAAAGGUUAUGAAGACCAAAAACCCAUUCGCACGCCCAUUGGGAUCUUGCCCAGGAGCAUCCUGCCCACUAAACCUACCAGGUCAGCCUCCAUCCAUCCUGAGCAUUGCCAGAUACUCCAGCACCAUGAGGAGCCACAGAAUAUACACAAGACAACUAAUGUGGGAGAACAGCAAGGAUCCCCCAACAGAUUCCUCCCAUCCAGGAAACUGACCCAGCUUCAGGGACAUUUCCCAGCAAACAGAGAUCAUUAUUCCAUGAGCAGACCUCAACUCUCCCAGCCUGACCAGCCCUCCAUCCUCAACUCCAAAAACUACAAAUGUAGCAGAAUGAUGGGGUCUGUACCCACAGGGCUGCCCUUAAAGAGGGACACAGCAAAGGGUAAUGUGUAUAACACCAUCAAGAAGUUCCUUGGUUUGGGGGCAAAACCAGUGCCUUGCACUUCAAGCAGCAGCCCUGAGGAGGGGCUGACACCCAUGAACCCUGCCCUGAGGACAGACAAGCUGUCCUGCAUGAGCCCUGGUGAGCUUCAUUCCAUGCUUGACACCAAGACUGAAAAAAGGGUGGCACCAAAUAUCACAGCAUUUCCAGUAAAACGCAGAACGGGUCCAUAUAUGCAGAUCCUUGAGGCGAAGGAUCUUGCUUCACCAGGGGAUCCAGCUCCAAAUCUUCCACAGGUUGUGUAUCCCUCCUCACCCAUCUGUGAUCCCAAGGCUGAAUUCUAUUCCAAGGCUGCCAGGGUCCUGGAAAAAUUGCAUCACCAAGAUCCAGGAGGGACAUUGGUAGAUUGUUUAUCAACUGCCAGGCUACAGAGAGCUGGAUCUAUACCUGCAGAGGUUCGGGAGACCCAAAGAGCCCCUCCACCUGCUGCCAGCCAUAGGGCCUCAAAGGCCUAUACAGAUCCACUGCUGAGGUACCUGAGUUUUCUGCGACCUGCUUCCUACUUCCAGGCAGCAAAUCCCUACCAGAGCAGGACUAUCCGAGGCAUUGGAAAAGGCAGCCCACAACCAAAUACCAAUCCCAAAAUGGCCAAGCAUGUACCACAGAAAAGUUUUCAGGAGGUGGGCUCAGGACAUCAUCCCCAGAUUGUGGCAAUGGUAAGGCCUGGAGAAAGGGUCCCACCUUCAGCAGCCAAACAAACUAAAACAGCUGAGGUAAAAGAAGAGCCACCUUGUACAUUGAAAGUGAGUCUGGGAUCCAGUGAGAUUCACAGUAGCCAGGACAUCGAUAUCAGUCCCGGGGUCUUUGGGUCUUUACAGUCCAACAGAAGCCCAGUUCAUCUCCAAACACCUACCCCACAACACUCACAGGAUGCAACUCAAAAAACACAAGGGUACAGUAAGAUGAUUUUGAGUUCAGACAAGCAGCCAGAUGCCUUGCCUGUGAGACAUCAUCCGGAUGGCCUCAGUACAGUAUACUCCGCUGAGGUCUGCUUGCCUUCACAGAACUCUCUGCCCAUCUUCCAGAAUACAUGCCAAAACCCCAAGACUUCCCAGGGCUUAUGUGAUGUCUCCAUGAGGAGACCUGAGAGGGUGGAUACUCAAGACAACAGAGUCCUGAAAGAUAAGAUCAAAAUGAAGGGUCUCAAGGGGGUUCAACCCCAUGAAGAGAGGCAGAGUACUAUAAGAUCUAGAGCCAUAAGCCAGGGAGAAAGUCUUGGGAGAGUAAGGCCUUAUAUUCUGAGCUCCACACAGCUCAAGGAUACAACCAAGACUCAGAUAGCAGGAAAAGGAGAGGCUACUUGUAAAAGCUCUUGGAAGAACACCACAAGGAAUGCUGUACAAGAAAGAAACCUCAGCACAAAUUACACAAGGCAAGGGUAUUCUUUAGGGAAUGAUCGUCCCCCAGCAGCUCCUGAGAAGACACAGGAAGUCUUAAAAAAGAAAAAAGUCAUCUGCAGUAUGAUAUCUGAACUGCAGUCCCUUGUAAAUGCACUGUCUCAGAUUGUGAAGAACACUGAACGGGACACAUCAAAGGCAGAUAUGUGUAAAGGGGAAUCACUGACAUCCCAGCUGGGUAGCAUGUCCCACACGUCUGAGGGUCUCUGUAACACACACCAUAGCAGAGCAGCAAGCAGAAGGAGCUGUGGCCGUGCCAGCCCUGAGAUGCAUAACUAUCCCUUCACGUACAGAGGAACUAGAGACAAACUGCUGACAGGGACUGAAGUCCAGAAAGUCUGUGACCAACAUUGGAACAAAGACAAGAGAGAGACAGGCUUUGACCAGCUCCACAUGUCCAAGGGAAAAGAACUUCCAUGUGGGUACAGGGGAAUUGGAGACAAGCAGGCGUCCCGUCUUUCAGACAAGAGAGACCUUGACCCAGGUAAAAUUAUAACAGAUAUUGUAAUGGACCACUGUCCACAUAGAAGCUCCAAGGGGUACAAGCAGUCAUUCGGAUACAGAGAAAUUGAAGAUGAACAGCAGUCAGGUGUUGACUUUGACCCACACCAAAGUAGACCUAACCAGAAUAGGUCAGGGAGCAGGUGGCUCAGGCCAUCCUUGCUUUCACACACCAGGAUUUUCUAG
Molecule: messenger RNA, 3339 nt
Organism: Apodemus sylvaticus (European woodmouse)
Lineage: Eukaryota; Metazoa; Chordata; Mammalia; Rodentia; Muridae
Product: spermatogenesis-associated protein 31E1-like
Exons: 5
Coding region: 1-3339 (1112 amino acids)
Source: RefSeq, a predicted model, not a curated record